UUUCUUCUUGAUUUAACAAGUUGAAAAUCUGCUGAAUAAUUCAUGAAGAGUGGAAGGGCUGAAUCUUCCUGGAAUGAUAUACAGUGUACGUACUGUGGCACAGGAGAAACCGCAAAGCUUUGUAUCGGUUGCUGUCGUUUCUGCUGCUGAUUGCAAGGUGCUGCUGCUUUUGGCAUUUUCACAGCUACGGAAUCUUCAGUCGUGCUCUGGUCUGCCAACAGCCAUCUGCUCCCUAUGGCCACACCUUCGCUAGCUACAGUCUGUGGGAUCUCUUGCCACCUACCUGCCCUGGACACUGUGAACUGCGUUUUCUGGACAUUGCAGCUUGUAUGACUGAAACCUGCCUUUGAGUCCCUCAGCUGCACAUCUUCCCUUACGCUUCGUGGGGGGACACCUGUGGCAGGAUCUUCUGACCCAGACAAGGAUGGGAUUUACAGGGAGAAGUCAAAACUGAGCUGCAUUCAGCGAGAUGCCCAACGCCUCUUCCUGGAGUGCUAGCUCCCCACUGCUGCUGCUCUGGGAGGACUCCUCCGGGACCCGCAUAUUCCUGUCGCUGCUCUACGCAGUCUUAGCCAUCUCAGGGACCUUAUCCAAUGUGAUGGUCAUCUAUUUAGUCUUCUCCUUCAAGAAGCUGCAGACAACCAGCAAUGCCUUCAUCGUGAAUGGCUGCGCGGCAGACCUAAGCGUGUGCGCCCUGUGGAUGCCCCAGGAGGCUGUGCUGGGGCUGCUGCCGCCCAACUCCUCCUCCCUUCGCUCGGCAGAGUACCGGCUGCUCCGAGGGGGGCUCCUCGGCCUCGGCCUCACCGUCUCCCUGGCCUCUCACCUGCUGGUGGCCUUCAACAGGUACGUGCUCAUCACCAAGCUGCCCAGCGUGUACCAGGCCCUCUACCAGCGGAGGAACACGGGCUGCAUGAUCGGGCUCUCCUGGGCCCUCGCCCUGCUCCUGGUCCCGCUGCUGCCCGGGCUCUGGACGCCGGGCUCUGCCCAGCAGCCGCCGCCGCGGCAGACGGACGGCAGCUCUCGCUACACCGCGCUGCUCCUCGCCCUGGCCGUGCUGGGCCAGACCGCGCUGCUGCUGCACUGCUACCUCGGCAUCGUGCGGCGGGUGCGGGGCAGCGCCAAGCGGGUCAGCGUCCUCAACUUCCACCUCCUGCACCAGCUGCCCUUCCCCGCCGCCCCGCCGCCUCCCCGCCGCGCCCAGCGCCGCCUCAGCAGCGUCUCCGUCCUGCUGCUCUGCUGCGUCUUCCUGCUGGGCACCCAGCCCCUGGUGUGGGUGAGCCUCCUGGGCUUCUUCCUGCGGCCGGCGCCGCCGGCGCUGCAGGCCGCCAGCUGGCUGCUGCUCUGCUCCCUCUCGGCCCUCAACCCCCUGCUCUACACGUGGCGUAGCGAGGAGUUCCGCCGGGCGGCCCGCUCCGUCCUGCCCCGCGCCGAGGGCCCCGCCGCCGCCCCGCGCCCCGCCGCUGCCGCCGCCGGCCCCGCCGCCGCCGCCGCCGCCCCGCCCUGCCCGCAGCUGCCGCGGCGCCGGGGGACGGCGGGCAGCGCCAGCGCCGCCGCCGCGCCGCGCUGAGGGGCCGCGGGGGAGGGCGAGGGCUCC
Messenger RNA from Tyto alba (common barn owl), 1594 nucleotides. It is a transcript of the gene GPR88, whose product is annotated as G protein-coupled receptor 88. Gene Ontology annotation, molecular function: G protein-coupled receptor activity. The coding region runs from base 470 to 1567 and encodes 365 amino acids. The transcript has a single exon. Gene Ontology annotation, biological process: G protein-coupled receptor signaling pathway. The record is from RefSeq and is a predicted model, not a curated record. Gene Ontology annotation, cellular component: membrane. Lineage: Eukaryota; Metazoa; Chordata; Aves; Strigiformes; Tytonidae.